Messenger RNA from Triticum aestivum (bread wheat), 2867 nucleotides. RefSeq lists its product as uncharacterized. Gene Ontology annotation, molecular function: zinc ion binding; DNA binding; transposase activity. The record is from RefSeq and is a predicted model, not a curated record. Lineage: Eukaryota; Viridiplantae; Streptophyta; Magnoliopsida; Poales; Poaceae. Bases 252 to 2867 code for a protein of 871 amino acids. Gene Ontology annotation, biological process: DNA transposition. The transcript is spliced from 3 exons.
UCUGUCCGAACUAGUCUGCGUGGAGUGCCACGUCAACAACCUGCAUUUAUCUAGAAACCUCCCGGACUUGUCGCAAAAUUCAGUCUUUCGUCCUCACUCGCGCCAGGCUGAAUAGAGUUAAACAAAAACACCCUCGACAGUUCAGAUAUACAGCCGACGCCCUCGUAACCCCUCCCCAAACCCCUCCCCUGUCUCGUCCUCGACGGCGACCCAGGGUGACACCGUCUUGGGCGUGGCGGCGCCGGCGAUCGAUGGAGCCGCGGCUUCGCGAACCAGGGGAGUUCCCUCCCGAGUAUGUGACAAAUGGAGAAGACACUCAGUUGUUUUCAGUUGAGUUUGAGCACAAUGGGAUAUUCAUAGGGCAGGGUACAACUACAAACAGAUCAUAUACAAAUAUUGGAUGUACACAUGAUGCUUUCGACUACUGCCAUGUUGAUACAUGGUCAUUGGGCAUGGUGAAGUACUGUUUGUCCAGGUUGGAUUAUGAUCCCACUGAUCCAUUGGUCAAAGUGUAUUGGGUUUUGCCAGGGAAAGAUAUUAUGGAUGGCCUUGUCUGUGUGGAAACUGAGGAAGCAAUUGCUGCUAUGGUCACUGCAAGCAAAGAAGCUAAAACAUUGGAUGUAAUAGUGGACAAGGAAAACAAAAUAAGGACUUUGUAUGGCGACGAUGUCAUACUCAAUAGAUGCCCAACACUACCUAGAAAAUUGCCAAGGUCUGGUCAGUUUGGAGAAGGGACUUCUGGUUCAUAUGCAGAGGAGGCGAGGGAAGAGGAGGAAACAGGGGAGGAGGAAGCAGGGGAAUCAGGGGAAGCAAAAGAUGCACAGACCGACUCGGACUUUUAUGAGAGUGACUUUGACUGCGAAGAUGGGGAUGAUGAUCUGUUUGCUGAGAAUGUGGAUCCAGAGUUGAAUGACAAUAAUGAGAAGCAAGCUGAAAUAUUUGACGAAGAGGACCCAUUAGAUGACGAUGACCUCAGUCUGUCCAAGGAAGAGCUUGAGAAGCUUAAUUACAGAUUUAGAGUAUUCAAUCCAGAGCUGGAUAGCAACAACCCAAUGUUCAGGGUUGGCUUGGUAUUUGGAGAAAUGAAAGAACUAAGGGCUGCACUCACUGCAUACAGUGUCAAAAAUAGAGUUAAAAUCUAUAAACCAAGGAAUGAGGCAGAGAGGUUAAACGCAUCAUGUCAAUCUGAUUGUCCUUGGAAGCUUAAAGCUUCAAAAGACAAUAGAACAGGCAGCAUUGUUGUGAGAGAGUACAAUGGAGACCACACAUGUCAGAAAAUAUGGAACUCCAAGUGCUUGACAGUUAAAUAUCUCACACAAAUGUUCAUAGAUGAAUUUAGAGACAAUAAGAAGAUGGACUUGGUUACAUUUGGAAGAAAAGUUCAGAAACAGUUUAAGUUGCUACCAGACAGAAUGAAGUUGGGCAGAGCCAGGAAAGAAGCAUUGAGGAUCAUUAAUGGAGAUGAAGCAGCUCAGUAUAGCAUGCUAUGGGAUUAUGGCCAGGAAUUGAGGAGAAGCAACCCUGGAAGCAAAUUUAUAGCUUGCACAACAAAGGUGAAGGAGAAGGAUGACCUAGAGCCAAAGGAUCAUCUAUCAUCACUAUAUUGGUCUUAUGAUGCAUGCAAGAGAGGCUUCUUGAAUGGUUGCAGGCCAAUAAUCUUUGUUGAUGGAUGUCACUUGAAGAGCAAGUACAAAGGGCAGUUGCUUACAGCUGUGGGCAUAGACCCAAAUGACUGCAUCUUCCCAAUUGCCAUGGGCAUGGUUGAGGUGGAGUCCACAUUUACAUGGGAAUGGUUCCUCACUACACUAAAAAAUGAUCUAAAUAUUCUCAACACUUCUCCAUUCACUAUCAUGAGUGAUAGGCAAAAGGGAUUAAUCAAUGCUGUUGAAAAGGUCUUCCCAGAUGCAGAACACAGAUUUUGUGUUAGACACUUGUACCAGAACUUUUAUCAAAAGUUCAAAGGUGAAACAAUGAAGAAUAUGCUUUGGGCCAUUGCUAGGUCUACAAAUAUGGACAAAUGGAAAUUGAAUAGAGACAAGCUCAAGGAGGAGAAUGAAGCAGCUUACAAUUGGUUGGAUGGGAAGCACCCGAACCAGUGGGUCAAAGCAUUUUUCUCAGAUUUCCUGAAGUGUGACAUACUACUGAACAACAUGUCAGAAGUAUACAAUAGCUACAUCUUGGAUGCAAGGGAGCUUUGCAUUGUGUCUAUGCUAGAUUGUAUAAUGCACAAGAUGAUUGUAAGGCAUGAGAGUAAGCAGAGGGAAGCAAUGGAGAAGUGGACAGGAAGAAUCUGCCCCAAGAUCAGGAAGAAGUUGGACAAGAGUGCGGAGUACUCUGGUAACUGCUAUCCAACUCAUUGUGGUCUUGGAGUAUAUUCCGUUGAGUCUGGAAACAACACAUACAUUGUAGACAUUCUUGCUAGGUGUUGUGAUUGUAAAAGAUUUCAACUUAGUGGGGUGCCCUGCAAUCAUACAAUUGCUUGCUGUAGAGCUGAUAGGAUAGAUCCAGAAGAGUUGGUCCACAAAUGCUAUAGUAUAGAAACCUAUCUAAAGGCAUAUGGUCACAACAUCAUGCCUAUGAGAGAUAAAGCUCACUGGCAGAAAAUGAAUGGGAUUAGAGUACACCCACCAGUUUUCACAAAGGUAAUGGGCAGGCCACCAAAAAGGGCAGCCCCAGUGCAUGUAGCUCCCGCUUGCGCAGGGUCUGGGGAAGGGUCCGACCACUUUGGGUCUAUUGUACGCAGCCUUUCCCUACAUUUCUGUAAGAGGCUGUUUCCAGGACUUGAACCGGUGACCUCAUGGUCACAAGGCAGCAGCUUUACCACUGCGCUAAGGCUCCCCUUCAAUGGGCAGGCCACCAAAGAAUAG